AUGAGCAACCAUGAUGUACAAUUUACUUGUUAUUGUUCAAUUUGUAAAAAACAACAAUAUUUCCUUGUUCCUAAUCCAAAAAUUAAAACCACUAGAUUAUGCGUUCUUAUACUCUCUUCACUCAGAUGUCUUAAACCAUUAAAUGAAUAUUUUCAAUUAAAAACAGAUAUUUAUGAUUUUAUUACUGAUCAUUGGCAUUUAUUAGGAAGAUUAAAACUUUUUCAACAACAAAAUUGGAAGAAAGCAAUUCUUGAUGCAUUUAAUCAUUGCCCACAAAUAGAAAGUGGAAAAGACAAAUCAGUUGGAAGAGGUUUUUAUAAAUUAAAGAAUAAAUAUGAUAAUAAUGCCUCUGAAAAGGUUGAACUAAAAACAGAAUUAUAUCAACAAUACGAAGAAUUACAAAAUAUUUUAAACAUAAAUAUAAAGAAAUUAUGUUUAUUAUAUAGAAAAGGAUUUAAAACAGAGUUAUUUAUAAAUAAUAAUAUUUAUUCACUUGUUAAUGCUCAAAUUAUGCAAGCUCGUCAUAUCGGUAAAAUGAAAUUAUCUAUUUGUAAUUUAGAUUAA
Molecule: messenger RNA, 564 nt
Organism: Entamoeba dispar SAW760
Lineage: Eukaryota; Evosea; Mastigamoebida; Endamoebidae
Exons: 2
Coding region: 1-564 (187 amino acids)
Source: RefSeq, a predicted model, not a curated record